This is a messenger RNA of Podarcis lilfordi (Lilford's wall lizard), 14425 nucleotides long. The record is from the annotation of a GenBank genome assembly. Lineage: Eukaryota; Metazoa; Chordata; Lepidosauria; Squamata; Lacertidae.
AUGCAGGUGUCCAGCAUUGAUUUUAACAUGGGGACAGAUCCUGUUUUACAAAGAGGGGAGACAACUACCAGCAUUGGAAGGAUAAAACCGGAACUUUAUAAACAGAAGUCUGUGGAUUCAGAAGGCCAGAAAGAGGAUGUGAAAACUUGUGGGAAACUCAACUUUACCCUUAAGUAUGAUUAUGAAAAUGAGAUGCUUUUGGUUACCAUUGUCAAAGCCUUGGAACUACCAGCUAAAGACUUCACUGGUACAUCAGAUCCCUAUGUGAAAAUCUACCUUCUUCCAGACAGGAAAAAAAAGUUUCAGACACGGGUUCACAGAAAGACGUUAAACCCUGUCUUCAAUGAAACAUUUCAGUUUCCUGUAGCCUAUGAUCAACUUUGCAACAGGAAACUACAUUUCAGUGUAUAUGAUUUUGACAGAUUUUCUAGACAUGAUAUGAUUGGAGAAGUCAUUCUGGAUAACUUUUUUGAGGUCUCCGAUCUCUCUAGAGAGGCCACAGUAUGGAAAGACAUCCAUUGUGCCACUGCAGUAAGUAGCAUAUCUCAAAAUGUGAUACGUGAUAUAAAAAGAUCAUGAAUUAUUAUUCGACAGCAUUGUACUUUGUAGGACAAAGAUCAUUUCACCAAUAUACUAAGAUUCAGGUGCAUACUUUCCCCACAUCAAUAACUGCCAGAUAGAAAGAUGGUAAAUAUCCUGCACUUUACAGCUGGGAGGAGAAUGUUCAGUCCUGUCCUAUCUCAGAUAAGAACAUACCAUAUUUUUUGCUCUAUAAGACUCACUUUUUUCCUCCUAAAAAGUAAGGGGAAAUGUGUGUGCAUCUUAUGGAGUGAAUGCAGACUGUGCAGCUAUCCCAGACGCCAGAACAGCAAGAGGGAUCGCUGCUUUCACUGCGCAGCGAUCCCUCUUGCUGUUCUGGCUUCUGGGAUUCAGAAUAUUUUUUUCCUUGUUUUCCUCCUCCAAAAACUAGGUGCGUCUUAUGGUCUGGUGCGUCUUAUAGAGAGAAAAAUACAGUAAAUGUCCUGUUAGUUCAGAUAGCAUUCAGUUUUCACAACGGCCAACCACAUACCUUUGAGAAGCUCACAGGCUCCUGUCCUCUCAACAGAUGGUUUUAAAAGGCAUGCUUUUUCUGAUCCUCAGUAGUACACAAUCAUCAUAACAGGCAGCCAUUGAUAGCCCUACCCUCAUGAUUUUGUCUAAUCCCCCUUUAAAGCUGUCCAAGUUGGUGGCCAUCACUACAAAUUCCACUGCUUUAACUAAACACUGUCUAUUUUACAAGAGAGGGAUUAGUUAUACCUAUCCCCUUACUCCACACCAUGAAGAAGUAUUGUGUGAAAAAGUACUUUGUUUUGUCUGUCCUGGAUCUCCCAACUUUCAGACUCAUUGGAUGACCCCAGGUUCUAGUUUUAUGACAGGGGAGAAGUUAGGCCUAUCAAAUUUCUCCACAAUAUACAUAAUUUCAUACAACCCUAAAAUGGUUCCCUUUAUUCACCUUUUCCCCAGCUAAGCUAUAAAAAUAACUCCAACUACUGUAAGCUUUCCUCAUGGAAUAAUUGUCCAUCUCCUUGAUCAUUUGUCUGCACCUUUUGUAGAUCCCAGUACAGAUCUUUAUGGGGUCCAUUGUAUACCUCUUUCCCACUAUAAAAAACGGUCCAUCUAUUCCUAAUUUUUGUUUCAUUACCUUUGAACCAGUCACCACCAUUAAAAAAUGGCCCAUCAUCCUUUGGCUUCUCAGUUGCAUGUUGUGAAGGAGAAUGGACAAUGUCAAUGAGAAUGGACAGACAUGGAGUCUGUCAUGAAAGAAAAUGUCCUUGAGGUAGUCAAGGAGUAUGAUGCUCUUUACACAUUGGGAGCAGGAUGUGUGCAGGAUAGAGAUAAUCUCUUUCUGAUCACAUUAGAAAUGUCUGCCCCUGAAAUCAUGAUUUUUAAUCAAUCAAUUUACUCCAGGCUAUCUAAAAAGAAAGCAAUACAUUAAUGUCACACUGAUCUUCAAGGAUGAAAUAAAUGUGCCACAGGUAACAACGUAAUAUCAGGAAAAGCCAUAGAAUGGACCUUAGACAAUUAAACAGAUAUACAAAAAAUAGGGUUGUGUACAACUUGGUUUGACUCACAGCAGUCUCACUGAAAUUAAUAGACCUAAGUUAGUCAUGUCCAUUCAUUUCAAUGUAUGAAAUUUCAACAAGCCUUUUAAACAAAGAUCUGUCCCAGUCUGGAAUUGUUUAAAAUAUGUUUUUAGGUGUUUUAAUUCUUUUAGCCUUUGUAUGUUUGCUGCUCUGAGUUCUAUUAAUACAAUGACAUACCCUCCAACAUCCUGCUGAUCAAAAUCAGGAUGCUCAAAUUUUUUUGGUCCCAAGUUCUCAUGGGAUUUAGCUGACAUCCCUCUUGGCAAUCACUGACUGAUGGCCACCUCCCUCUCCCCUUCACUCUCAAAUGCUGAAGGCAGUGUGUCAUUUUGGGGGGAGAAAAUGGUGUCCCUCACCACCACCACUUUUUAAAAUGACACCACCACACACAUAUGCCCUGAAACAACGCACUGUUACUGGGGCAUUCAAGGAGGCGGAGAAUGACAAGUGCCAACCAGUAGCCACCAAGAGCUGCUCUUCAGUUAUUCUUAAAAUAAAGUCCAGCAACAUCUGGAGAGCCACAGGUUCCCAGCCACUGCUCUAAGCAUCUCUGAGAUACUACAUCAGUGUUUCACUGAACUGAAUAUGGAGGAAACGGUACACAAAAAGAAGGGGAGAGUUUUGUUAUAGAUAGCACUCCUCAAAUAUAUAGGGGUGCGACAUUGAUAUGCCUGUUCUAGAACAUACAAAUAGGUGUCAGCCCAACCUAAUGCUGUGAAUUUAAGGGUCUACUCAGAAGUAAGUCUCAUUUAAUUCAGUGGAGCUUACUCAUUUAGAGGCUAGGCUUACAACUUUAAUCCAUGCCACACUGCAACUUUAUCCAUAUCCUUUGAUACUCCUGCGCCUUAAGUAAAUACUGCAUCACAUUAAAUACUUCAGACUGCAAGGCUUUCAAAUUACAUCUGAUGGUUCUUAAAAAAUAUCAAAAUGGCCCACCGGCAUGCAAAAAAGAGUGAGAGCAUCAUACCCUAUACGGAGCCUCAAGGAUCAUCUAGUGCUUCAUUUUGAGCAAGACUUUUGUCCUCUAAAAUAGAACACUAUCGUUAGAGACCUGCUAAUACGCAUGCAGCUGAACAUUAUUGCUGUUCUUGCCUUCUGACAUUAGUACAAGUGCCUUCAGCUCUCCGAGACACACAAGGCCAAUUAUAGUGUGUGGCUUACUGUGGCUGUAUCCUGAUUUGCUGGUAAUGAACUGCUUUUUAGAAUUUUAAAUAAUAACCUUGCCGCUUCGCGGAAAAAGAAGAAGCACGGAUUGAGAGCUCCAACCUUUCAGCUGGAAAAGAGUUGCUGUGUGCAGCAAGCAAAGCUUUCUCUGUAGCUUUAGUAACAAAGGUCAGAGUAGUUAUCCAGCUAGCUCAGCCUACUCUGGAUGGCACCUGGUCUCCAGGGUCUUGGGCGGAGACCUUUUAUUAUUUUGCACCACUUCUAUAUGAUCCACUUAAUUGGAGAUGCCAGGGACCGAACCUGGCCUUUCUACAGGCAAAGCAGGCCCCCAGCACUGAUCUAAGGUUUGCAGCCUUCAAACCUGUGGGCUCUACAUUGGGGUUUUACUAAAUCAUCAACAUCCAGCCCAAACCAGGUGCAAAGUAGUGGUGUAGGGGGUGGGAUGAGACGUACACUUAGAAUUAAGGAGCAGGGUGCAUCUGUUCAUGGGGCCAGCACAGAAAUUUUAUAUUGUUUGCCAAAACUGAGCUCAGAGUCAUUUCACCCAAAUAUUCAUUUAUGGUUGCCCCCAUGAAAACCUUUCUUUCAGCAGUCUACUUUAGCACCCCCACCCGCAGGUUCUUUUUGCAGUUGCUAUCGUUAAACAACUGGAGGAAGCAGAAAGUCCUGGCCUCCCCCUGGCUAAUCUACUACAAAUCACCCAGAAAUAGUUGACCUGCCCCUGUUCUCCAGUGCCUACCCAAGUUUCUUGUUUCAUCAGGAGCAGUUUCCUCCUUUCAAUGGCAACUCCAAGAUUUUUGAGGCAUUCAGGCUUCUUGCUAUCAGUGGAGUCCAUGAACUCCUAGCUGUUCAACACAAGAUCAAGAAUCAGGGCAUGCUGAGUAGCCUCAGCCUUGAUGUUCACCACAUCUGUUGCCCCUUGCUCCACCCACCACUGGCGUGGAGGUCCCCCUGUCCAGAAGGUUGCCCAUGAAGGAAUGUGUCCCUCAAGCUGGAAAAGGUGGCCCAUCCCUGUUAUAACCUAUGUUUUUGUUUGUGCUUGUUUUUUCAGGAAAGCAUAGAUUUGGGGGAGAUCAUGUUUUCCCUUUGUUAUUUGCCAACAGCAGGGAGGAUGACCCUCACAGUCAUCAAAUGCAGAAAUCUUAAAGCUAUGGACAUCACUGGCUCAUCAGGUAAGUGCAAUGUUCCUUUUCGCUUAGCUUCACCUGUGGGUGGUGAUGACUCUCUGGGGAAGGGCUCUUACCAUCAGGAUUUCAGGGCAUUUGAUCUUGAGUUCACAGACGAGGAGAAUUAAACAAUACGUGGAUCUCUUAUGUUUCUUUCCUUCACUUUUGAAAACAAAAAGCAAAACAAUAGACAGUCUGAGUGGAAGCAACUGCUUAGCCCUCUCCUUUCCUGUCAGUUCCCAACACCCACAGCUCAAAAUUGCCUCCCCCAAGCUGCUUUUUCUUGAGCAGGGGAAAAGAUUCAAGGGAGAGAGAGGAAUUCUGUAUCUUCUCAUGCUUUGAUUGAUUGAUUGAUUGAUUGAUUGAUUGACUGAUUGAGGAAGAUUACUCUGAGCUGGAAAAGUACUUGGGGACACCCUUCUUCUGCCCAGAUGAAACCUUCCCUCUGUUUGCUUUGGGUUUAAACAAUGUGUGAGACUCUGUGUCAUUUUAGCUUCCGGAUAACAAACAAAGGAAUACCAUCAUGUGCUUUAUUUCCUCAUUCCAAGACCUUGACAUAUUCCUGAUAAAUGUCACUUAGUGCACUACAAAUGCCAUUAGCAAUGUUCUUAACUUGUGCAUUUUGCAGCUGCUUUAGGAUUUAAUUUUAUACAUACAUACUUAGAAGUAUGUUCUGUUUAGUUUGCUGAAUUAGUUUGCUAUCCACACUUCCAUUUGUUUUGUGUGUUUUUUUCUUUUUCUUUUUUUAAAAUAAUGUUUAUUACUUUUAUAGAUUACAAAAAGAGGGGGAAAAACAAGAAAGAAAAAAAACAGAAAAAAAAACAAAGGAGAGAAGCAAAAAGAAAAAAAAAUACAAUACAAUAUAUAGACAAUACAAAACAACCUAAACUCAAAACUAAACACAUUAAACUAAACUAAACAAACCCCACUCCCUAACCUUAACCAUAAAUAAAACAAAACAAAAACAAUUUAAAAACAUACAUCAUUCCUUUUCCUUACUCUAUCUUUCAUUCCCUUGUUUCCUCGACCUCCUCUCACCUCCCUUUUUGUAUUCCACUUCUAUUAAUUGUUUCAGCAAAUCCUUUCCAUCUUUCUCCAUUUUCUAUCAUAUUGUAAAUAACGUAUUUUUUAACCUUAUUUUCCAUUAAAACUAAAAUACUUAUAUAUGCUUAACUCCUUAUAACAUUUCUGCUAAGCCCAUAAAAAAUCAUUCCACCAUUUUUCUAUCACUCAUUAGUUUUACCAUAUGUCUAUAUAUAAACUUUAAAUUUUCCAAUCUUCUUUCACCCUCUCCUCUCCCUGGUUUUGGAUUCUGCCAGUCCUUUCUGUCAACUCCAUAAAGUCCAUCAACCUGGUGAUCUUAUGUCCGAGGCUCUUAACUCUUUUCCAAGUCCCUUCUGCAGGUCUUCUUCAUUUUCUUUAAUGCUAAAGAGCAAAUCUCGGGGAAACUCCAACCUGUCAAUCCUUUUCUUCCUUCUGAACAGAUCAGCUAAAUUUCCAUAGUUAAAGCUACAGUCCAUAAAGUAUUUCAGGGCAUAUUUCAAGAUUCCUCCAAGUCCAAAGGCCCCCAAAACUUCAAUCUCCUCCAGGCCCGAGUCCAUGUCCCAAAAGUCAGUUAAUCCCUGCAUAGAGGGCUCUUUCCAACUUUCCUUCUUUAAUCCAAGCCGGGAUCCAUUCCUCAGAGUCUGACUUUUCCUAGAUUCAAUCAUAAAAGGCCUCAACUUAUAGUCCUCAAUUUGCUUCUGUAAAGCCACAGAUCUCACUUGUAUUAUUUUAUGUUCAACAACAGCAGCAUUCUCCUCCUCCUCCUCCUCCUCCACCAUUUGUCCUGCCAAAAUGGGUUCCUGUACCAAGUCCUGAAUUAUUUCUGUGUUGGUGUUCGCUUUUUGACUCAAAUUGGUCACUUUCUGUUCCAAAUUAUCAACUUUGAAAGUCAUGUCAUCCAUCUUCUUGUGAAGCUGUCCCAGCGAACAGCUUAUCUUACAUAAAACAGUCACAAUGGCCUCUCCUGUCAACAUUUUUAAAUGGUCCAAGGUCACUCUCUGGUUCUCAGAAUCCUUAUCUGCAGCUGGAAAUCCCCCAGUUACACUCCUGUAACAGUUUCAAAAGCUCCCUCUAGAGGGAAACAGUCUCCACUUGUAUCAGUUCUUUCAGGCACAACUCAAGCAUUAAAGAUAAAUUUUCAGUUACUUUUCCUCUUUUUUAAACGCAGAAAAGGACAAUGGAAACAGUAUCUUACUCUUAUUUAGCUAGCUGUCAAAUCCGUUCUGUCAAAUGCACUCUCUCCAAACGUCAUCUGGCAGCCCGUUCCCAGGUUCAGAGCAGUGGUAAUUUGAUUUUUCACUCUCUCCUGCAGGCUCACUAGAUCCAAAAUUUCCCCUCUUCUCCUGCUUCCAAGGGGGGUUUUGUAUUUUAAACCGGUGGAAAUUUAAUCCUUUGCCAAAAGCUUUCAAAGGCUUUAACUUGUAACGUCUUUGCUUCAGUCUAUUUACAAAAACGGGAGGCGGACUUCCUGUUUAUAACCUUCCCGUUUCAGUGCCGAAUUAAAGUAUUUAAGAAUCCAAUUUUCCGUUUUACUCACGAGUAGUUGUUUAAAAUCCAAUUGUCCACAGGAAAAAGUCAGCGCUCUCCGGCAACAGCAAUGCGGCUUCACUCCGUGAAAAAAGCAGUCGAUUCAAAGCACCGCGCCACUCACCCCACGUCGCUCCGGAUCCCCAAAACAGGGUUUCCCUGUGAGUAGGGGAGGCGCAAAAGGUGCCAGCCAAAUCCCAGGUUCACAAGCUUCUCCCGCUUGUGGUUUCAAUGGGUCUCCACCUUCGCCGUGGCGGUCAGACCCUGUUUUUCACGGAGCAAGUUCCUCCCGAACGGAGGAGCUCUGCCAUUGCCGGAGGCACCAACCCGGAAGUCUCCAUUUGUUUUGUGUUUUCUUCUGCUUGUCUUGGUGCAGAUUAGUACAAGUUUUGUUUGGGAUUCUGAGUCCUCAUGCCAUACCUUACUCUGCAGUGGCAUAGUGUGGGUUGUCGUCACCCAGGGUGGGGCAAGUGUUGCAUCCCCCGGUGGACUGGGCAGAGGGGGGCCCACAGAGACCACAAAGGGUGAACAGAGCCUGGGAGGCACUUUCUUGCCUUCCUCUUCCUCCCUCCUCAGUGGGUGGCAGUGGUGGCACCUUCCCCCUUCCUUCCUCUCAGACAGGCUGGUUGGCGCCCAGGUGGCAGUGGUGAGGCACUGGGGUGGGGCCACACUGGCAGGCACUCAGACUGGCAGAGCUCACGGCUGUCCUCAGACAACCCACUUUUGCCCACCAGCCCUGGCCCCCCUACUGCUGUUGCCAUGGUAGCUGCCUGCUGCUGCAUCUAAGCCUUCUUCUCCUGGCGGUUGCCCUGCUGGUGCCUCCCACUGCUCCUCUGCAUCUAGCCAGUCUAUGACAGUACUAAUAAUAAUAAUAAUAAUAAUAAUAAACCCAUAAAUAACCCAUCUGGCUGGGUUUCGCCAGCUACUUUGGGUGGCUUCCAACAAAAUAUUAAAAUACAAUAGUCUGUUAAACAUGAAAAGCUUCCCUAAACAGGGCUGCCUUCAGAUGUCUUCUAAAAGUCUGGUGGUUGUUUAUCUCUUUGACAUGUGGCGGGUGCCACUACCGAGAAGGCCUUCUGCCUGGUUCCCGGUAACUUGGCUUCUCGCAGCGAGGGAACCACCAGAAGGCCCUCAGCACUGGACCUCAGUGUCUGGGCAGAACGAUGGGGGUGGAGACGCUCCUUCAGGUAUACUGCUCGGAAAUGUACUGGGAGCCAGUGUAGGUCUUUCAAGAAUUCAGUUGCACCACACAGUCUUUAUCACACCCGUUCCAGUGCAUUUUCCCAUCACUCUUUAUUGUGGGGGGGGGGAGGUCCAAUUUUUCAAGGAGGUGGCCUCACAAAAGCACCAAAUCCACUUUUAAUUAAGCCACUGGAACUUGCAGGGAUGUGACUGAAUCCCAGUCAAAAAGAGUGACAAUCUGCACCCCAAAUGACAUUGAACCUGGUUUGGCAUGUUGGGCUUUUCACCACCCUGAAUAAAUGGGUGUCAUUUCUGGAUACAAGGACAUAAGGCAAGCCUGCUGGAUCAGCCAAUGAUCCUAUUCUCACAGUGGCCAACCAGAUACCUGUGGAAAGCUUGCAAGCUGGACAUGAGCACAAGAGCACUCUGCCCACCUGAGAUUCCCAGCAACUGGUAUCCAGAGGCAUAAUGUCUUUUGACAAGGAAGGGAGAACACAGCUAUCAUGGCUAGCAGCCAUUGAAGGGAGAACAUAGCUAUCAUGCCUAGCAGCCAUUGUUGAGCACAUCAGCUACUGUACACUGGUGAUAGGAGACAGGCUUUGCAUGCAGAAGGUACCAGACUUAAUUCCUGGUGUCUCCUGCUCAGACUGGGAAGGAUCCCUGCUUGAAACCCUGGAUAGCCACUGCCAGUUGGUGUUGACAGAACUAGAUAGACCAAUGUCUUGACUUCAUAUAAGGCAGCUUCCUCUGCAUUAGUGGUGGAACCAAACCUUCCUUCCCUUCUAUGUAAGAACUGUUGGUGUCCUCCUACCCAGUUGUGUUGACCUCUGUUCCUGUUAUCUCAGAUCCAUACGUCAAAGUGUCCCUGAUGUGCGAUGGCCGGCGCCUGAAAAAGAGAAAAACAACUACAAAGAAAAACACUCUCAAUCCAGUAUACAGUGAGGCCAUCGUUUUUGACAUCCCUCCAGAGAAUGUGGACCAAGUCAGCCUCUCCAUCGCUGUUAUGGACUAUGACCGGUAUGCUGCAUUUUUCUCUUUUUUGAUUUUUUUGGGGGGGAGGGAUGUUCAAGAAGAGCAGGUGCUAUAGUAAUCUGUUGUUGUUGUUGUUGUUGUUGUUGUUGUUGUUGUAAGAAUAAUAAUGACAGGUGUUAUCUUUAUACUGACCUAAAGCAGGGACUUGCUGGGUAUACAAGGUAUAAGGCAGUCUGUCAAGUAAACUGCUCCUGAGCUGUAGACAGUUUUGCAUGUACCAAAACCUUGUAUUUUGCCCAACAGCAGAUUGGUAGCCUAGGCAAGCCCAACAAGCAAGGUGUUAUAUAGUAUGCUGGCAGUAGAUUACCCCACAAGCAACCUAGUCACCAUAUUCUGCACCAAUCCAGACCCUCCAAGUGCCCCUAGUUUCCAGGGACGUCCCUGAUUUAGAGAAGCUAUCUUGGUUUCUGAUUUGAUCCCAGAAUGUCCCACUUUUCCUUAGGAUGUCUCUAUUUUCAUUGGAGAAAUGUUGGAGGGUAUGGAGUUAUCCGACCCCCGAGCCAUCUGAAUGUUGCGAUCCUGUAAGUAGGGAUUUUUUUUAAAAAUGCUAUGCAGAAUUGCCUUCAGUGUCGAAAGUGGUAACUCCGCACCUCAGCAUUUCUCUGUGAGAAAUAGAACAUCUAAGAGAAAAGUGGGACAAUAAAGUCGGAAAUAACUAAGUUCUUUCUAAAUCAAGUGUCCCCUGAAGUAGAGACGUUGGUCGUGGUGACUAGGUACUGGUGUGGCAGCAUGCCUAGUACCCAGCUGUUGGAGCUUGCUGGGAAUUACCAAUUGCUGGAGCCAAAAUGCUGGGUUUUGAGUAAUGCUAAGGCAUGUCUGCAGCUCAGGAGGCGGAUUACUUGACAGACUGUGCUAUACUAGCCUGCCAUGCCUGUAGAGUCUAUAACAGUAUAGAUAGCACCUGUCAUUAUUAUUAUUACAACAACAACAACAACAACAACAACUAACAAACAGCAGUAAUGGGAUUGCUAUGGCAUAGUGACUGUGGUCACUCCCCAAAAAAUCAGAGAAGAAUCUGGCUAGCAGAGUAUAAUCCACAACAGCGUGGGUGCUGAGCUUGUCCUACUCAGAGAUGUUCAAGAAGAGCAGGUGCUAUAGUAAUCUGUUGUUGUUGUUGUUGUUGUUGUUGUUGUUGUUGUAAGAAUAAUAAUGACAGGUGUUAUCUUUAUACUGACCUAAAGCAGGGACUUGCUGGGUAUACAAGGUAUAAGGCAGUCUGUCAAGUAAACUGCUCCUGAGCUGUAGACAGUUUUGCAUGUACCAAAACCUUGUAUUUUGCCCAACAGCAGAUUGGUAGCCUAGGCAAGCCCAACAAGCAAGGUGUUAUAUAGUAUGCUGGCAGUAGUUUACCCCCACAAGCAACCUAGUCACCAUAUUCUGCACCAAUCCAGACCCUCCAAGUGCCCCUAGUUUCCAGGGACAUCCCUGAUUUAGAGAAGCUGUCUUGGUUUCUGAUUUGAUCCCAGAAUGUCCCACUUUUCCUUAGGAUGUCUCUAUUUUCAUUAGAGAAAUGUUGGAGGGUAUGGAGUUAUCCGACCCCCGAGCCAUCUGAAGGCAAUCCUGUAUAGGGAUUUUUUUUAAAAAAAAUGCUUAAUGUUCUGUUAUGUUUCUAUAUAUGUUAGAAGCUGCCCAGAGUGGCUGGGGCAACCCAGUAAGAUGUGUGGGGUAUAAAUAGUAAAAUUAUCAUUAUGCAAUAGGACGUCCCUAUUUUCAUUGGAGAGAUGUUGGAGUGUAUGCCAGUCUUUGGACCAACCUCAAGGAUAGCCCCACAGAGAGCGCAUGGCAGCCUUAUUGUCAGAGAACUGCCAUCGGAGCUAGAGGCAGAGGGAAGGCUCCAGAGGGAUGCCGGAGAGGGUCCCAGUAGGGAGAGAGGCAGCCCAUCUGCUGGGGAAGGAAAUCAGCGUAACACCAGUAGAGAAGGGGGGCCGAUGGAGGAAUCGGAGAGGAGGCUCCAAGACUCCUCGCCGGAGACCAGCGGAGAGAGUACGGGUACUCCGCUGCCCACACCCUCCCUGCGCAGAAGGCUUCCGUGCAGGGAGACUAGGCGGAGACUAGGCGUCAAAGAACUUUUGUGCUGGAAGAAGUUCAAGAAACGCCCACUGAUGGAUUCUGCCAGCGACUGAGACAGCCACGAAGCUAGAGGCUGUCCAGUCAGAAAGGGUUCAACCAGGUAACCUAGCCAGGAGUGGCGGCAACUUACGCACAAGCAACCCCUAAACCCAUUACACUUAUACAUAUGAUAAGUAAAAAAAUAAUGGCAAGUAGGUAGGCACUUUCACAAUAGGUUAAAAACUGAAAAAUAAACAACUAUCUGGCUUUUAGAAGACAUCUGAAGGCAGCCCUCUUUAGGGAAGUUUUAAUGUUUGAUGUUUUAUCAUGUUUUUAAUAUUCUGUUGGGAGCCACCCAGAGUGGCUGGGGAGGCCUGGCCAGAUGGGCGGGGUAUAAAUAAAUUAUUAUUAUUAUUAUUAUUAUUAUUAUUAUUAUUAUUAUUAUACCACACUGGCUCAAUAGGAAGCCAGCCCUGCUUCCCACCAAACUGCUGCUGUGCAGGCUUGCUUCAGAAUCCUGAAUAUUAAGGAGCCUUUUAUUUCUUUAUCUUUCCUUAUUAAAUGUAAAAUACCAGUAGAUCUAGCUCUUGGGGCUAAUGGUGCUUUUCACCAAAAAUAAUAAAUGUUAAAGGGGCACAUUUGAAAGUGUGCCAGACAGUAUAGCACAGAAAAUCCACUGUUGUCAAGAUACCUGCAAAACAUAAUGGAUAGACGGAGAUGUGUUCAUGCUGACACUUUGCCGAAGCAGAACAUGUGGCAGUGCAUCAUUACAGCGCAAUUGGAAUGAUUGUUUGGUUGAUUAAAAUUUAGUGCUGUGUCUGCUUUUCACCACCAUCAACACAGAGUAUAUACACGUAUACUCAGAAGUAUGCCGCAUAUAAUUCAAUGGGGCAUACUGCAAGGUAAGUGUAUACAAGGUUGCAUACGGCCUUAAUCUUCCCAAUAAGUAUGGAAGUGAGAGCUGGACCAUAAAGAAGGCUGAUCGCUGAAGAAUUGAUGCUUUUGAAUUAUGGUGCUGGAGGAGACUCUUGAGAGUCCCAUGGACUGCAAGAAGAUCAAACCUAUCCAUUCUUAAGGAAAUCAGCCCUAAGUGCUCACUGGAAGGACAGAUCGUGAAGCUGAGACUCCAAUACUUUGGCCACCUCAUGAGAAGAGAAGACUCCCUGGAAAAGACUCUGAUGUUGGGAAAGAUGGAGGGCACAAGGAGAAGUGGACGACAGAGGACGAGAUGGUUGGAUAGUGUUCUUGAAGCUACCAGCACGAGUUUGACCAAACUGCGGGAGGCAGUGGAAGACAGGAGUGCCUGGCGUGCUCUGGUCCAUGGGGUCACGAAGAGUCGGACACGACUAAACAAGUAAACAACAACAACAAAAUUUAUAUAUAUAUAAUGUUCCUGGUGCUUUGGGGUGUAAAUAUCUAGCUUUUCCUGUCGCAGAAUGUGGCUCCUCUACCUAUCAUUUGCAUUAUUUGUGGACGCGUGGCAUUGUGGAUAAUCUUUAGACGUUCUGUUCUCCACCUUUAAUCCUAGAGUGGGACACAAUGAGGUGAUUGGAGUUUGUAGGGCUGGACUUGACGCUGAAGGCCUUGGAAGAGACCACUGGAAUGAAAUGCUGGCGUACCCCCGCAAGCCAAUAACCCACUGGCAUCCCUUGGUAGAGGUAAGAGGGAUAUUCCUCAUUAUCACUAUUUUAUGUAAUAUACCUUCUUUACAAAUAGGUCUCUCUAUUUCGUGAGGCAGCAUUUUUGUCAAAUAGAAAUGUGAAGGGAGACCAAAAAAAAAAAAAAGAGGUUAAGUGCAGAACAACGUACGAAAGAAGAUACUAAAAAUCUUUUCUACCAAACAAAGUCGAGAAGCCCUGUUUUGUAUUAGGCAUUUCAUUAAAUUAUUUGAAAAACCCUGUAGAAGAGAAUGCAAGUUCAAUUUUUCAAUGGCUUUCUUUUACAUUCUAUGCCACCUGUUAACAACAUUCAUACUGGUGUAUUUCAGACAAAAACAAAACCAGAAAAUCUGGGACUGAAUUCCCUGCUGUUUCUUUUCCCUUCUUUUCUAAAAAAAAAAAAAAAAAGCUGAAUAGGAUCAGAAUUACAGGAAAGUUUUUGAAAACAUUUUAUCAAUGCAAACACCAUUUCCCCCAAAUUAAAUGCCAUUUGCUCUGUUGGGAGAGGCAUAUGGCAUUAACCCCACUGUAGAAUGGACUAAAAUGAGGACAAAAAAUAUUACUGGAUGCUUCUAAAAUAUGUGCCAGAGUGAAAUCCAACUUUAAUCCCAAAAGACAAUGUAAACAUGUAAAGAAACUAUAAAUAAAAUGGCCAAGAUACAGUAAUAUACAACCACAUCUAUCCAGGAUAAUGCCUGAACAUCAAACUGAUGUGACAAGCAAUAAAUUUAUAAUGUUUAAGACCAGACACAUUGCAACCCAGUGAGUCUUCCUCAUUAGUCGAGACAUUUUUAACACGCAAUUUGCCACACACACAAAAAUAGCCACUUGGCUAAUCUAUAUAGAUGAUGAGGUAAACUAACCACACAUAACUGCAAAAUUGCUAUGCACACCUGGGGCUCAUGAGUAUAGGAGAUGGUACUUUUGUAAAAAUGCCCAGGGCAUCCUCCAGAUCUCCAGUUUUAGAUGUCAGCUCCACCACCAGUCUUCUCUGACCCCACGAUAAUGCACCAUUUAAUAUUCAAAUCCAGUAAAUAUAUCUUCUUUUUGGACCAACAGACGCUUCUAGAAGACUCUCCAGUGCUCUCUCAUGUUGAACAAUUGGCAAUAAUUCAAUCUUGAUUAAAUCUGGUGCCACAAGAUGUGGUGGUGGCCUCUAUCUUAGAUGACUUUAGAGGGGAAUUAGAUCUCUUCAUGGGGUAAGAUGGGUCUGUCAAUGGCUGUUGAUCACAAUGGCAAGGUGGAACUAGUAGUCCUUUGAAUGAUAGUAGCUGGGGAGAAAAGUGGGGGGAGGGCUCUUGUGGACUUCUGUGAGGAAACUGGUUGGCCAUUAUAAGAAACAGGAUGCUGGACUUGAUGGACCCCUGGAUGCAACAGGACUCUUCUUAAAAUAUUUUAUUUCUUCUAGUUGCCAGGCCGAGCAACCAGUUUUGACAGUCAAGGAUCUUGCUCAUCACCAAAACCACCACUUACACCCUAG